CGAGUAGAACACGCAAAAUUCACUUCUCGAGGAUUAGAGGGUUCUCCUAUUUACAGUAGUUAAAAAAAAAAAAAAAAAAAAAAAAAAAAACGUAUUGACCAAUAUAUUAAAAGGCAUUAUUUCACCAUUUCUUAAAAUAAGAAAAACUGUUAAGUACUACUCGUAUUGUGGACAAUUUGGGAAGGAAGAAGCAUAAUAUUGUCAUAACUAACGAUGACAUAUGGAGCCACAUGACAAAUACACAAUGUAGAUAAAUGUGGAUAAAGAGAACCAAGACAAGAGGAAAGAAGCUAUGUUUCUUUGCUCUUCUAUCCCAACAACAAAAAUCUGCUUCUUUAUCUCUGCCACAAAUAUCCCUUUUUCUUCAUCUCCAAACCCAAAUUUCCAACUUAGAUUUCAUACUUCUCACCGUGAAAAUCUACGUUAUCUAAAAUCCCUUGGCAUUAUCAAGCCUGGUACCAAAACCUAUAAAAUAACCUCAUCCUCAGAAUCUCUUUCCCAAAUUUUAUCCACUGUGAACUUUCUCAAUUCUCAAGGCUUCUCCGAGGCUGAUAUAUCAAGAAUUGCUCUUGUUUGUGACCAUGUAUUUUCUCCUGAAUUUAAUGUUGAAUCUGUGUUUGAUUUCUUCAAGUUUGAUUUAGCUGCAACCCCAGACGAAACUCGAGGUUUAAUUAUCCGAUGCCCUCAAAUUCUUGAAUCCAAUGUCCCCUUCUGUUUGAGACCAACACUGCUUUAUCUUAAAGAAUUAGACAUUGGAAAUUUGAACUUGCCAACUACCUUAAAUGCUCAUCUACUGAAUACCCGAGUAGAUAAAUUGCAAGAAAAGGUUAGAUUUUUGCAGGGUAUUGGGCUAUCAUAUGAAGAAUCAGCCAAGUGUUGUGCUAGAUUUCCUGCUAUAUUUGGUUACAGUAUUGAACACAACUUGUGGCCAAAGUAUGAGUAUUUGGUUAAGGAGAUGAAGAGGGAUCUUGAGGAACUGAAACUGUUUCCUCAGUACUUUGCUUUCAGCCUUAGAAACAGGAUUGUUCCUAGACAUUUGCAUCUCAAGGAAAGAAAUGUUAUAAUUCCCUUGAAAAGAAUGUUGCUAUGGAGUGAUCAAAGAUUUUAUGCUAAAUGGAAAUGACAUUAUUUAUUUCUGCUUC
Lycium ferocissimum is the source of this 1142-nucleotide messenger RNA. RefSeq names its product transcription termination factor MTEF1, chloroplastic. Gene Ontology annotation, molecular function: double-stranded DNA binding. Gene Ontology annotation, biological process: regulation of DNA-templated transcription. Bases 293 to 1123 code for a protein of 276 amino acids. The record is from RefSeq and is a predicted model, not a curated record. The transcript has a single exon. NCBI's taxonomy places the organism in Eukaryota, Viridiplantae, Streptophyta, Magnoliopsida, Solanales, Solanaceae.